Python bivittatus (Burmese python) is the source of this 2758-nucleotide messenger RNA. It is a transcript of the gene SERTAD1, whose product is annotated as SERTA domain containing 1. Gene Ontology annotation, cellular component: nucleus. The record is from RefSeq and is a predicted model, not a curated record. NCBI's taxonomy places the organism in Eukaryota, Metazoa, Chordata, Lepidosauria, Squamata, Pythonidae. Gene Ontology annotation, molecular function: transcription regulator activity.
CCGGCCGCCCCCUCACUCAGUCCGACCUCGCUGGCGCCGCACUGGUCGGCCCGCCGGCAGCUUCUGGAACUGACUCGGUUCCCAGAACACGAACCGCUCGGAUGUCUAGGUGAAGUAAGCGCCGGCCUGACCCGGGGAAAGCAGCGGGGGGCUCAGCCUCCAGAGGAGCUAAGACUGAGCCGAAGAGCCCGAACCGCUUGGAGCGUUGGCUCCCGUCGGGACGAAGGGGACUGGUCCCCAGCGCACGUGGAAAGCAGGGGGCGGUUGGCCGCACAGCCCACCUCAUCUAAUACCCAGCGGGACGGUGCCUGGAGGCAGGCACCUCUGCUCGCCUAAUGCGGAGGGGGAGGCAGCCUGGAAUUGACAUGUUGUGUGAACCAGGCUGUCAGCUGAAGAGAGGUGACACUUCUCAGCAGAGCAGGUUCCCUGGAUGGUUCUUUAUCAACUGUUUGGGAUGGAAAGAGGCCUCUGGCAGAAGGCGGUGUUUGCACAGUGCUGCAAGUCGAAAAGCCACGAACUGCAUCUUCGCUGCCAUUUGAACUGAUUUCAAGCUUCCUGAUGCACAGUUCCCGCUCCAGAUGGCAGCCUGUGUGGGACGGGAUGUCGCAGGAAGCCUGAGACUGAUUCAAGAGAAAUUGGCUGACGAAAGGCAUGAAGCGGAAGUGGAGUGAAGAGGAGGCUGGGCCUGCUGCAGCCACGCCGUGCAGCUCUCUCUUCAGCCUGUCUGUCUCCAAGCUCCACCAAAGCCUGCAGCACGUUGAGCCCAACCUCCGGCACCUGGUGCUGGUGGCCAACACCCUCCGUCGCUGCCAGGGUGAGAUGCAGCCAGUGCCUGCCCCUGUUCUCCAGGCCACCUUAGGCCAGGAGGGCCCUUGUCCUGGGGGCAGCUCCAUCUCCAUGCCCAGCGUCCUGGCUUGCCGUCUGUCGGAGCCCAGCUGGAGGCUGCCGUCAUUGCCUUCUCUCUCCCCACAUGUGGACGAACGCCUUCUUUCCACUGCUGACUCAUCUGCCUUCCCCACCUUUUUGGAGGACUCGAAUGACAUUGCUCAGCCUGAAGGGCCCCAUCUGUGUUUACUCAGCCCUGAGGCUGAAAGGCCUUCCCACCCUUGCCCUUCUAGCACCCUGGAGCUUCUGAGCCCUGCUGGCUACCUUCUGGAAGAUGGCCUGGAGGGUGUCUUUGAAGACAUUGACACCUCCAUGUAUGACUGUGAUCUGUGGCUGCCCACCAGCCUUCCCAACUUCAAGGAGGCCUUCUGCUCACCGGGAGAGCAGAGGCCAGAUCUGGCAGAUCUUGACUGUCUCAUGGACAUGCUUGUGGGGGUACAGGAACUAUGAGGGCACUGAUCAAAGUAAAUUGUGGUCCCAAGUCACCAGCGGAGAGUGGUGGAAAUGAGGGUUGACAAUCCCAGACAAAGAGCCAUUGCCAUAGAGAACAAAGUUUUCAUUAUAUCUUCUAUAAGACUGUUCCUGAAUGCCUCACAUGGCUACCUUUUUGGAAGCUUUCUCAAAAGAAAAGCGACCAACUUGAAAUAAGUUGGGUACUAUACUUGCUGUCGUCAGUUUCAGUAAUAAUCUAGGAUAAACAGCUGUCUGCUAUGGCAAAGUUCUGCAAUAGCUUUUUAGACAUUUUUCUGGAAUUCAGCAGGGAUCUUUUUACUUGCACAAAGGGCUAGAUUUGUCUGGGUUGGUGGGCAGGAAUAUGCUGGGCCUUUGAGUCUUAGGACCCAGAACACCUGCUUUUGAGAGACAGCGCCCACCCCGUUGGCCCCUGCCUGCUUUCUCCUCCCUCCCCCAGGGAACCCUCCUGAGCUGCCCAGGCAAGGGAGGGUGGCUGGGCUGGACCUCUUUAUGUGCGUAGGCAGGAGCUGCUCGCGCAAGGUUGGGCAGCCAACAGUGGUGAGACAGAGGGUAGUUUGUUAUAUGAGCAUCAAGUGCUAAAAGAGGUGAAAAGCUGCUUCCUGUUAAAUUGCUUUGAAAGGAUUCAACACCUUCAUGUUGGAAUUCUGUGUACUGUAUUCUGUCUGUCUGAGAACCAGGGACAGGAAGAGGGUCUUUGCUGGUACGGGGUUUUCUUUCUUGCCCCCAAGCCCACCCAGAGAACACCCAGCUGCUUCCCUCUUGUCUUGAAACGGUCACAUCGGUUGGGGCAGCUCACCCUCUGUGCUGGAUGGCGAUCUUGUUCAGGGAGCAAGCUAGAAUUCCAGCCUGCACUUUGGAGUUUCCUCAUUUGGGGCUGGCAAGGGAGCAGGAAGGGAAAGGAAGAGCAGCUGAGGGAGACUGUUUGUGGGGCAAGGGUGGAUGCUUCCAGGAGGGAUGGGACUUUCCUGAGAUUGGAAAGUGUGCACAAGCCACAGGCAUACAGGUUGAGGCCCGUGUGCAUAGAUCCAAAGUAGCUGCUGGAGUGGAGAACAACUCCAGGACAGAAAGGUUUGUGCAGCUUGCAAAUUCUGAAUUGGUCUGGGGUUGAUUUAAGGUUAAGAAUGUAGAACUACAUUAGAUUAGACCAAAGGGGACCCAUCUAGUCCAACGUUUUUUCUUCCGCAGUGACAAGCCAACUGUGAAUGAAGUAUGCUGUGUUUUUUGUUAUCCUCUGGCUGAUAUAGUGCUGCUGCUAAAGGAGAUUCCAAGUUGCUUGUCUUCCAAUAAUUGGAGCUAUAAAUCUAUCUUUAAAUUGUCUAAGCAAGUGACUGUUCCCAACUUUUGCAGUGGAAUUCAUGGUUGUUGGAUUUGAACAAUACAUUAAACCAUGUUCUGAUUA